Messenger RNA from Panthera uncia (snow leopard), 1912 nucleotides. RefSeq names its product BAG cochaperone 5 (gene BAG5). Gene Ontology annotation, cellular component: nucleus; cytosol; cytoplasm. Gene Ontology annotation, molecular function: protein-folding chaperone binding; adenyl-nucleotide exchange factor activity. Gene Ontology annotation, biological process: protein stabilization; regulation of inclusion body assembly; negative regulation of protein ubiquitination. The transcript has 3 exons. NCBI's taxonomy places the organism in Eukaryota, Metazoa, Chordata, Mammalia, Carnivora, Felidae. The record is from RefSeq and is a predicted model, not a curated record. Bases 360 to 1703 code for a protein of 447 amino acids.
UUCAGGCGGCCCAGCGGGUGAGCAGCCCCCUGCUCCACUGUCACUUGGGACAACAAAAGGAAGAAAGGUCUCAUCCUGAGGAUUAGACCCACGAUAUUGAUCUUUGUGGACCUUCAACCUGUAACAUGCGUGUAUGCAAAUAGCUUCCAAACAAGAAAAACUAUUCAACGUGAAGUCCCACAAAAGUCGAUGAUAACGUGUGCCAUAGCUUGAAGAAAAGGACUAAUAAUCUUGACGAAGCCAAAACACAGACCCAAAACAAAACAAAACAAAAACAUGCUGUGCACAUCAAGAGCCGUUUAAGAAAGAACCACCUUCGGGAAGAAAUAAGUGCUUCUAAAACUGAACACAGCAAAAGUAUGGAUAUGGGAAAUCAACAUCCAUCCAUCAGUAGGCUUCAGGAAAUCCAAAAGGAAGUGAAAAGUAUAGAACAGCAAGUAAUUGGCUUCAGUGGUCUGUCAGAUGACAAGAAUUACAAGAAACUGGAGAGGAUUUUAACAAAACAGCUUUUUGAAAUAGACUCUGUAGAUACUGAAGGAAAAGGAGACAUUCAGCAAGCGAGGAAGAGGGCAGCACAAGAGACGGAGCGUCUUCUCAAAGAGUUAGAGCAGAAUGCAAACCACCCACACCGGAUCGAGAUACAGAACAUUUUUCAAGAAGCCCAGUCCCUGGUGAAAGAGAAGAUUGUGCCCUUUUACAGCGGGGGCAACUGUGUAACUGAUGAAUUUGAAGAAGGCAUCCAAGACAUCAUUCUGAGGCUGACACACGUCAAGACCGGGGGGAAGAUCUCCCUGCGCAAAGCAAGGUAUCACACUUUAACCAAAAUCUGUGCGGUGCAGGAGAUUAUCGAAGACUGCACGAAAAGGCAGCCUUCCCUGCCGCUCUCCGAGGACGCGCAUCCUUCAGUUGCCAAAAUUAACUCUGUGAUGUGUGAGGUGAACAAGGCCAGGGGCACUCUGAUUGCACUGCUGAUGGGAGUGAACAAUAAUGAGACCUGCAGGCACUUAUCUUGUGUGCUCUCGGGGCUGAUCGCAGAUCUGGACGCUCUGGAUGUGUGCGGGCGGACGGAGAUCCGAAAUUACCGCCGGGAGGUAGUGGAAGAUAUCAACCAGUUACUGAAAUAUUUGGAUUUAGAAGAGGAAGCAGAUAGCACCUACGCAUUUGACCUGGGACAGAAUCAUUCCAUCUUAAAGAUAGAAAAGGUCCUCAAGAGAAUGAGAGAAAUAAAAAACGAGUUCCUUCGAGCACAGAAUCCUCCGGAAUUGUACCUGAGCUCCAAAACAGAAUUGCAGGGGCUGAUCGGACAGCUGGACGAGGUAAGUCUGGAGAAGAACCCUUGCAUCCGGGAGGCUCGGAGAAGAGCAGUGAUCGAGGUGCAGACCCUCAUCACUUACAUCGACUUGAAGGAGGCCCUGGAAAAGAGGAGGUCCUUCGCUUCCGAGGAGCACCCGUCCCAUAAAGCGGUCUGGGACAUCCUGGGAAACUUGUCCGAGAUCCAGGGAGAGGUUCUUUCAUUUGAUGGGAAUCGAACGGACAAGAACUACAUCCGGCUGGAAGAGCUGCUCACCAAGCAGCUGCUCGCCCUGGACGCCGUGGACCCUCAAGGGGAAGAGCAGUGCAAAGCCGCCAGGAAGCAGGCGGUGAAGCUCGCCCAGAACAUCCUCAGCUAUCUCGACCUGAAAUCCGACGAAUGGGAGUACUAACGCACCACAGGCCUCACGGUGGCGAGUUCUGCUCUGCACUUUAUAUAUCCUUCUGUGUGUUUAGAGAGAGCUUUCUGUUCGUGGAGCCGAAAUGGAAUUUAUACGUGCAUAUUUCAAUCUCGCUAUUUAUGAUUUAAGCAAAUUCUAUUUGGUAUCUCUGCUGCUUUUGAUGUUGCAAAACGAAUAUGAUUACAGCACAUUAACUUUUC